Messenger RNA from Candoia aspera, 2225 nucleotides. It is a transcript of the gene FBXO31, whose product is annotated as F-box protein 31. The record is from RefSeq and is a predicted model, not a curated record. Gene Ontology annotation, molecular function: protein binding. Gene Ontology annotation, biological process: SCF-dependent proteasomal ubiquitin-dependent protein catabolic process. Gene Ontology annotation, cellular component: SCF ubiquitin ligase complex. Bases 16 to 1674 code for a protein of 552 amino acids. The transcript is spliced from 10 exons. Lineage: Eukaryota; Metazoa; Chordata; Lepidosauria; Squamata; Candoiidae.
GCGGCGGCGGCGGCCAUGGCGGUCUGCGCGCGGCUGUGCGGGGUGGGCCCGGCGCGGGGCUGCCGGCGGCGGGGCUCGCAGCGCAAGGGGGCGGCCGGCGACAGCAGCGAGCCGGACACCGACCCCGAGGAGGGCGGCGGCGGCGGCGGCGGGGCGGCGGCGGGCGAGCCCGGCGAGGGGGCGGCCCGGGGCGGCCCGAGCGCCGGCCGAGCCCCGCUCUCGCUGCUCGAGCUGCCGCCGGAGCUGCUGGUGCAGAUCUUCGGCUCCCUGCCCGGCACCGACCUGCCCAGCCUGGCGCUCGUCUGCGGCGCCUUCCGGCGCAUCCUGCGCACCGACACCAUCUGGCGCCGGCGCUGCAAGGAGGAAUACGGCGUCUGUGAGAACCUGCGGAAGCUGGAAAUCACUGGGGUGUCCUGUCGAGAUGUAUACGCCAAGCGUAUAAACCCACGAGUGAAGUCGGGGCGUUUUAUGAAAAUUCUUCCUGACUACGAGCACAUGGAAUACAGGGAUGUUUACACCUGCCUGCUUCACCGGUACCGGCAUAUCUUGGGGCUCUGGCAACCAGACAUUGGACCAUAUGGGGGUCUCCUAAAUGUGGUGGUGGAUGGCUUGUUCAUCAUUGGAUGGAUGUACUUGACCCCCCACGACCCCCAUGUGGAUGGCCCCAUGCGAUUCAAGCCCCUCUUUAGGGUCCACCUAAUGGAGAGGCGGAGUGCCACGGUCGAGUGUAUGUACGGGCACAAGGGACCCCACAGCGGGCAUAUCCAGAUCGUGAAGAAGGAUGAGUUUUCGACCAAGUGCAACCAGACAGAUCACCACCGUAUGUCAGGAGGGAGGCAAGAGGAGUUCCGGACAUGGCUUCGAGAAGAAUGGGGCCGGACGCUGGAAGACAUCUUCCAUGAACACAUGCAGGAGCUCAUCUUGAUGAAGUUCAUCUACACAAGUCAAUACGACAACUGCUUGACAUACCGACGCAUUUACCUCCCUCCGCGCAGUCCAGAGUAUCUCAUCCAGCCUGGCCUUUUCAAAGGGACGUACGGGAGCCACGGCCUUGAAAUCGUCAUGCUCAGCUUCCAUGGGAAAAAGGCCAAGGGCACUAAAAUCACGGGCGACCCCAACAUCCCAGCCGGCCAGCAGACCGUUGAGAUUGACUUGGCCCACCCCAUCCAGCUGCCCGACAUCGAAAACCUGAGCAACUUCAGCGAGCUCUCCCGGAUCGUCCUGGAGGUGCGCGAACAGGUGCGGCGGGAGCAGCGGCAGCAGGAAGAAGGCUCGCAAGAGGAGACGGUGCCGGGCGCCGAGGGCCAGCAGCAGGACGGGGCUGGGUCAGAGGCCCCUGGAGCGGCGGAAGAAGCAGCGGCCUCUGGCUCCCCACCCUCCCCCUGUCCCUUUGUCCUGCCGGGCGGGAUUGCGUCCCGAAACGAGGAUUAUCCCCGCACCUGCCGAGCAUGCUUCUAUGGGACCGGCCUCAUCGCAGGCCACGGCUUCACCAGCCCCGAGCGGACGCCUGGCGUCUUCAUCUUGUUUGACGACGACCGUUUUGGCUUCAUCUGGCUGGAGCUGCAGUCUUUCAGCCUCUACAGUCGGAUCAAGGUCUCCUUCCAGAACGCCGAGGCGCCGUCGCAGGAGGCUUUUGACGAGAUGCUGAAGAACAUUCAGUUGCUGACGUCAUGAUGGUGGCCACCCAGAAACCCGAGGAAGGAAGGCUCCCCUUCUCCCUUCGCUGGGGACUGGGCGCCCGACCUCAGCGUGAGGGACCGCGUGUCCUUUUCCAUCAGGCCUUUUUAUCAAAUGAUACUCACUUUCUCCUUAGUGCGCUAACGCCCCUUGCCCAAUAUGUGAUGUAUAGUUUGUAAUAUAGCUUUAUAUAUUGGGAGGGCAGCUUGCAUGCUUGUGCUUUCAUUCCCCACCCACCCACCCACCGGAAGUUUGGGGCCUGAGUUGGUGCAAACACGUCCAGCCUCUUGCAGACCGUGUAAACAGUCUCACAGCAGUUGUAAGGCUUGUGAGAAUACCAGCCGCAACCGCUUGACCGUUCCCCCUGGGUGAGCAAGAUGACUCCGUGGCUUCGGGUUUCUUUUCGGAAUGUGCUCUUCUCACCUCAAAACCCUGUUUGGCCUGGACUUUUUGUUAAAUAGGAUUGGGCUGCUAACAAUCUUGAGAUUCAGAAGUUGUUCAACCCGGCUGCCCCAGAAAGCUUUUCUUAAAAGGUGACCAUAAACAGA